This is a messenger RNA of Ostrea edulis (European flat oyster), 5504 nucleotides long. RefSeq lists its product as uncharacterized. NCBI's taxonomy places the organism in Eukaryota, Metazoa, Mollusca, Bivalvia, Ostreida, Ostreidae. Gene Ontology annotation, molecular function: pseudouridylate synthase activity. The coding region runs from base 240 to 2357 and encodes 705 amino acids. The record is from RefSeq and is a predicted model, not a curated record. The transcript is spliced from 19 exons.
CUCAGCUGAUGAUACGCUUUGAUGACGACGGUUCGGACGAAGCGUGCAACUUUAAAUCCUUAUCGUUUAUUUUCCUUUAGUAUUUUAAGUCAAGUUUAAUACGGAGUGAAAAUGCAUGGGAGCGUGAGGAGCAUCUGUCGUUGCACACUCUGUUAGUUAACUUGUCAGUUUGGUGCACAGAUCCAUUAAUUUUGGUCUUUUGACACCCGAGACCAAUCCUAAAUUGCUCAAAUAACAAAAUGCACAGACUAUGGAGGAAGUUCUGUCUAAGAACGCAAUUUUUCAAAGGAAGGACAAUUUCAUCAAGUGUCAUUGAGAUAUCAGAUGAGGUGCGAGAAGCAGUGCAUUAUGGGAAGCCGGUGGUUGCAUUGGAGUCGACCAUCAUCACUCAUGGAAUGCCACACCCCCAAAAUUUACAGACUGCAUUGUUUGUGGAGAGAAUUGUACGAGAGAAUGGGGCUGUUCCAGCUACCAUCGGGAUUCUGAAGGGCAAGGUCAGAGUGGGGUUGUCCAACACAGAGAUGGAGCAUUUAGCAGACCCUGCCACGAUAGCCAUCAAAACUUCACGGAGGGACUUUCCAGGGGUCAUCAGUUCGAAAUUGAAUGGUGGUACCACUGUAAGUGGCACAAUGGUAGUGGCAAACAUGGCCGGAAUUCAGAUAUUCGUGACCGGUGGUAUUGGAGGGGUUCACCAUGGUGUGCAGGAGACUAUGGACAUCAGUGCUGACUUGACAGAAUUAGGUAGAACACCAGUGACCGUGAUAUCAUCUGGGGUCAAGUCCAUCCUGGACAUUGGGAAAACUCUGGAAUAUCUGGAGACAGAAGGAGUUGCUGUGGCAACCUAUGGUUCUUCACGAAAAUUUCCUGCCUUUUUCACACCAUGUAGUGGCUUCCAAGUCCCAUACAAUCUGACAAACCCAACCCAGGCUGCUCACUUUAUAGAGUCUCACAAGGCCAUGCACUUACAGUCAGGAAUUCUGAUCGGAGUACCAAUUCCAGAAGCUGAUGUAAAGUCAGGGGAGAUAAUCCAACAGGCCAUUGACUCGGUUAUAGUACAAGCAAUAGAACAGAAGAUUGCAGGGAAAGAUGUGACUCCAUUUAUCUUGGAGAGAGUGAAUGAAAUCACGGGAGGAGCAUCUCUACAAGCCAAUAUCAGCCUCAUCAAGAACAAUGCGCUGGUAGGAAGCCAGAUAGCGUACAAAUUGUCCAAACUACUGAAGUCCAAGAAAAAUAAAGCAAACAGUGCCCCAGUGACAAAACACAUGGGAGCACCAGAUGUGGUUGUGAUAGGAGGGUCUAUUGUCGAUUUUUAUGCCAGGGUCAACUCAGACAAUUUUCAGAGUAAUGGAGCAACCUACGCAGGAGGAGUGGAUCAAUCAUUUGGGGGAGUGGGAAGAAAUCUGGCUGAUGGAUUGACUCGUCUUGGAGUUAAUACCUUGUUUAUCUCUGCCAUUGGAAAAGACUCACACAGAGCAGGGUUCAGAGCCUACUGUAGUCACAUGAACCUGGGAGGUGUGCAAGAACUGGAGGAACUGAGGACUGCCACCUACUGUGCUGUACUGCAGAAAGGGGGAGAACUCCUGUUUGGAAUCGGUGAUAUGGAUAUCCACAACCAAAUCACUCCAGAAUAUAUAGAAGGAUACCAGUCAUUGAUUGAGAAGGCUAAGAUGGUAUGUAUCGAUGGAAACGUGACGGUGGAGGCAUUACGACGAACUCUACAGAUAGCACAGGCCCAGAAUGUACCAGUUUGCUUUGAACCAACAGACAUACACAAGGCCAGUAAACCAUUCCAAGUCAAUAUCAAGAAAUCUGUUACCAUAACAACACCAAAUGUGAAUGAACUCAGGACUAUGUACAAAUUUUUGACAGGGAGUUUGGAUUCUGCAUAUGGGUCUGCCAGCUCGGAUGAACUCCCAUUGACCAGCGUGUUGAUGGAGUGUAUUUUGCUGUCUAAAGUAGUGGUCCUACAUGUUCCCAUGGUAAUAGUCUCCCUCGGGAAGCACGGAGUGGCGCUCUGUCAGAGGCACAAGAUGGGGAAACCAGACCAAGGCAUCAUUCUAAAGGAUGGAAGUUAUUUGACUGUUGACUGGUAUCCAGCAGUGCCUAAAGGACAGGAACCAGGCAAAAUCAUCAGUGUAUCAGGGGCUGGAGACUGCCUUGCUUCAGCAAUCAUAUCCGGGAUCAUAAGAAGACAUAACCUUGACUUUAGCAUAAAACAAGGAAUCCUAGCAGCUCAACUGUCUCUUCAGUCCCAUCAUGCAGUUCCUCCUUUUCUCUCUCGGAAACGCAUCGAAUUAACAGAGGAGAUGAGCAAACAGUUGAGCUGUACCAGAAUAUCUGACACAUCACUACAUUAAAUUAAUCUAAACCAGAAUAGCUGACACAUCACUACAUUAAAUUAAUCGAAACCAGAAUAGCUGACACAUCACUACAUUAAUCGAAACCAGAAUAUCAGACACAUCACUACAUUAAUCGAAACCAGAAUAUCAGACACAUUGCUACAUUAAUCUAAACCAGAAUAGCUGACACAUCACCACAUUAAAUUAAUCGAAACCAGAAUAUCAGACACAUCACUACAUUAAAUUAAUCUAAACCAGAAUAGCUGACACAUCACUACAUUAAAUUAAUCGAAACCAGAAUAGCUGACACAUCACUACAUUAAAUUAAUGGAAACUAGAAUAGCUGACACAUCACUACAUUAAAUUAAUCGAAACCAGAAUAUCUGACACAUCACUACAUUAAUCGAAACCAGAAUAGCUGACACAUCACCACAUUAAAUUAAUUGAAACCAGAAUAUCUGACACAUCACUACAUUAAAUUAAUCGAAGCCAGAAUAUCUGACACAUCACCACAUACACAUGGAUUAGGAAGGAGAACAUAUUUAUUUAAUUUUAAAAACGUUUAUGGUCAUUCCCAGGAGGAUUGUUUCACAAACACAUUGUUUUAUGUAUUUUCAUGCACUGGUGUUAUAAGUAUGAUAUUCAUUUUGAAGGAAUGAUGACACAUUAAGUCACAUGUACAUGUCGUAUGCAAACCUAUUCUGCGUACUCAUUAAGUAAUCCAUCCUACAUCUAGAUCACUUUGAUGCUUUCUUAAAUGCUGUAUCGUAAUACUAGAUGUUUUAUAUUUGGUAUGUAUGUAAUAUUUAGCAGAAAUGAAGUUUUGCUUGAGUUAGAUUUAAGGUACAUAGUUCCAAAACCUUUAAUUAAUUAAAACUGUUUCCAUGAUAAAAGUGUAUGUUUUGUAGGAAUUGUUUUAACUAGGUACAAUGAAUUAACUUUUAUUUCAUACUGAAAAGGUUUUCUAUAAAUUAUCUAUAUUUAAAAAAAUGUUGUCAAAGACUAUAGCUCAUAUUUUCUCUAUUUGUAUGCCUGUUUCACAAUAAAUUUUGAUGAUAUUUACAAUCAGUUUAUAUAUAUAUAUUUAUGAAGUAGAAGUUUUUUUUUAAAGUGAUCAAAUUAAAAUUUUGUCAUUUUUAUCAGCUGAAGAUAUAUAAUACUUCUGUUUAUGUAUGUCCAAUUUACAUCUUUAAAAAGUUGGCAACACAUACAUUUUCUUUUCUCGUUGAUUAAAUUAAACUAUAUUAAGUGGAAAUUGAUACAGUUUUUCUACUUUGGACCUAUAAUAAUGCAAAGUCACAUGAGGGUGGUGCUAUAUACCUUAAUGUUUUUUGCAACUAUACACAAGUUUAUCCAUAAUAGACAUUUUUCAAUGUUCCUUAUUUAUCAAAAGAUCUCCACCGCCAAAGGCACAAAAAAAAGAGAAGAUAUACCACAAAAUGUAGUGUGUGUAUAGUAAUGAUGUUGAUUCAGUGGUGCUAGUGUGUCAUUCACUGUGGGUUUAAUUUCAAUCAAUCUGAAUGUUAGUUUGGUCAGUCACUCCACACUGUUUUUGUUUCUGCAGUAAAAUAUCAAACUGCAAACAGUGAAUUUAUAAUCACAAUAUCAAUUAACAUCAUUUAUUAAGGUCUUAUACAACAUUUCUGCCAUCUGUUUCUAAAACUUUUUUUUUUUGGUCUCCUUUAUAUGAAGAGUUCUGGUAUGGUUUCUUGAAUAGGUUUAAAUUCUAUACUGUAUAACAUUACUAUACUCUGCAUAUCGGCUUGGUUGUAGUGCAGUGGUUAGAUCAACUUACUAGAAAUGCGAGGGUCCCAGGUUGCAUCUCCACUUGAUCCCAAGCUUUUUCUCCCCUUCUUUGCUACAAUAACUUAGCAAUGCCCACAAUAUACACAUUCCUUCUAUAAAACAUAGGAGCUAGAUUACUUUUUGUUUGCUACAACCAGAAACUAUCAAAAUAUGCUAACUCUAAAACAAACCUGGGAAUAUACCUAAAGUUUUCUUUCUUUUUUAUAUAUUUAAAAACAAGGUAGAAUGCAAGUACCUAGAAUGUCAAGAAAAAUUAUGGUACAUGUUGUAUUGUAUAUGACUCAGCUGCAGUCUCUUACCUCGACUGUGGGUCACUGACGAUGCACAUCAUUAUCUCCAAGGUGGGAAUUUUUUUAAUGCACAACUCUCCCAUAAUGGAUAAAUGUUUAAAAUAUAAUAGCGACAGAGGGCAAGAGUUAAGGUUUACAAUUCAUUCCAAGUACAGUCAAUUGUAAUUAGUACCAAUAUCGGGCUAAAGUGGUUUUAUUGCAUUUGUUUGAAUGUAUACAAUAAUUGGAAUAACUCUAGCUUGCCUAUGUUGGGGGUGUCAGGAACCACAUAAAGCCUCUACCUUCCCUGCAGCUGUUGUAGGGGUCUAAAUCAUUAUAUAUUUUUGUGAUGGUCAUAUUUUGUAUUAAUUCACCAAAGUUUGUAUUAAUCUAUAUUUAGCACUAUAUAGUAGCAACGGGUAUGUUCUAGUUCGUACUUUAUUGUUUACUAAUAUACUGGUAGUUUAUUAGUCAAUCAUCAUCUUUUAAUAAUCAUACUGUGCAAUGCCAAAGAUAUCUCUGAAUAAGAUGCAGUGUAGUCUUUAUCACCAGUAUUGAUUAUCUACAUUGUGAUUUCUGUGUUAUUACAGUUCUGAUAUAGAACUAAAUCUGAGGUGCUAAUGACAAUCAAAUGAAUGUGAAAUAUACUAGCUAUGAAAAAGAUGCAUUUUUCACAAAUUAAAACAAGCACACUAGCUAUGUCAAUAAAUUCUUAGAGGUCACUUUCCAUAUCAAAUAUUUCGCUGUGUGAAAGCAAAUUUUGGACAAUACCCCAGAUAUAUAUUAUGUUGCAUGUGAUCACAAGAUGGUCUGGAAAGCACUAGUUGCUUAACUUGUGUUCCAGAAUUUUUGUUUCAAAUUGUAUGUGCCACAAGAAACACCAAUAACACAGUAUCUCUUUUAUUGUAAAUUGUUAAUAUUGCAAUUUACAUAUUCAUGUAUAAAAUACUAUAAUACAUAAUUAUACACCAGUAUAAACAAUGAAUGCAAUUAAAAUAUUUCUACUAUACAGGUAUGAUAUAUGUACAAUGCUUCGUUUUUAUUAAUAUGAAUGUUUAUUUUCUGUGAUUAAAAACGAUCUUGCACUUUG